AUGUUCAAGCUCGUUUUGAUCGCCGGUGUCGUCUUUUGCGCUGGCCUUGUCGCGGCUGCCGAUGACGACGUCGAGUUUGCUCUGAUCUCGUUUUGCAAUGGCAAUGAUGGCGCGAAUCCCCUGGGCUUUGGCUCCCUUGCCUGGACCUCGGGUGCUUGCAUCCGCUUUAGUGAUACCUUUUACAUUAUGCCUGACUGCACGGCCAACCAACUGAAGUUUUUCAACAGCUCCACCUGCACCCAUCAGUUGGGUAAUGAUUCUUUUAGCUGCAACGAGGGCGGCUUCUCCGUCACGUGUGGUACCGCCCCCGAGAACACUGUUGGCACCGUGCUUCUGUACAACGAGGAUGACUGCUCCGAUACCCCGGACAUGCGCUACUUUGUCACGGACAGCUGCAUCCAGCAGAACGACGAUGACGAUGAUGAUGAUCGGCGCGUGCUUCGCUCGUCUUCCACCUCCAUGUCCGUGGCUUGCGAGGAUAAGAAGAUUGUGGUCAGCGUUUUCACCGACUCGGUCUCGUGCACCGGUACCGCCACCACCUUCAACGUGCCCGCUGAUGAGUGCCUGGACAUGUCAGCUGUCUUCCCCAGCGACGAUGACUUUGAUGAUGAUGACUAUGGCAACCCUUUUGUAUCUGAAAAGAUGGUGGCCAAGUGUGGCGCCGACACCACCGCCGACGGCACUGGCAGCGCGACCACCGCCUCGGUAACGGCUGGUCUUGUGGCCACCGUGGCCCUGAUUGCGGCUCUGCUCUAAGCCUGCCCGAUCACAUGCACGCAUCGUCAUC
Molecule: messenger RNA, 787 nt
Organism: Monosiga brevicollis MX1
Lineage: Eukaryota; Choanoflagellata; Craspedida; Salpingoecidae
Exons: 4
Coding region: 1-756 (251 amino acids)
Source: RefSeq, a predicted model, not a curated record